Molecule: messenger RNA, 581 nt
Organism: Aphis gossypii (cotton aphid)
Lineage: Eukaryota; Metazoa; Arthropoda; Insecta; Hemiptera; Aphididae
Product: coiled-coil domain-containing protein 86
Exons: 3
Coding region: 152-511 (119 amino acids)
Cellular component (GO): nucleolus
Source: RefSeq, a predicted model, not a curated record
GAGCCUGUUCUCCUAAUCAUUAAUUACUAGGGACCAUUCAUGGUCCUCACGUCUCAUAAUAUUUAUUUAUUUUUAAUUAAAUUAUUUAUUUGAAAUCGCUCCAGGGUGAAUCGUUACUGCGUAUAAUUUAAUACCUACUACCUAUAAUAUAAUGUCUGAGAAAGAAGCACCGAUACGUGGUAUGCCUAAAUGUGGACGAUUUUGGAAAACACCUAAAACCAAAUUUUCGUCCAUCAACAAAACAAAGGGUUUAAAAUUGUCUUUUGAACGUAAACAAAAACUUAGAGAAGACAUUAAAAAAACUAGAGAGUUGUCUAGAACCUUGAUAAAUGAAAGAAAUGCAGAAAACGAAGCUAGAAAAGAAAGACGACGUGAAAACAUUAAACGACGUGCAGAAAAUCAAAGAAAAUCCGAAGUUGUUCAAGUGAUUAAGAAUCCUGCCAAAAUCAAGAGAAUGAGGAAAAAAGCAAUGAGACAAAUUGAAAAAAGGGAUACAUUAAAUAUCAAAUAAUAUUUUAAUUUUUGAAAUUUAACUAAUACAUAAGUGUAAUAUAAAAUAUACUAUUUUUUAUUUUAUUAAA